Molecule: messenger RNA, 723 nt
Organism: Lampris incognitus (smalleye Pacific opah)
Lineage: Eukaryota; Metazoa; Chordata; Actinopteri; Lampriformes; Lampridae
Product: stonustoxin subunit beta-like
Exons: 5
Coding region: 1-723 (240 amino acids)
Molecular function (GO): protein binding
Source: RefSeq, a predicted model, not a curated record
AUGCCAACCAGAGCUCCUGCAGCCAGGAUCCUGCCCACCGCCCACAGACGAGGAUCCAAGUCUAAAGUCGUGGCCGCUCCUGCAGAAAAGAUCCCGGUCUACGAGCCCGACGUCGCCGAGCCCGUGUGCAGAGCCGAUCUUCUCAAACACUGGAUCAACCUAUCCUUGGAUGACAAGACAGCCAAUAAGACGCUGUGGAUCACGGAGGGCGGAGCCAAGGUGGCGCGCAUGACCGAUGACGUGACGUGCCCCGUUUUAGACAGACCGGAGAGAUACGAGCACACGCCACAGGUUCUUUGUAAGGAGGGCAUCCUGGGCUUCCGAGCCUACUGGGAGGUGGAGUAUUCGGGCUGGGUGGUGGUGGGAGCAGCCUACGAAGGAGCAGGCAGGAGGGGAAGCGACGGACCCUGCGGCCUGGGGGAGAACGAGGAGUCCUGGGGUCUCGGCUGGGGCGGCUCCCACUACCAGGCCUGGUUCAACGGUGUCAGCACCGAGAUCCGCCACGUUGCCCAUUGCUCCACCAUCGGCGUGUACCUGGACCAGCCCGCCGGCGUCAUGAACUUCUACGUUGUUGCUGAAGCGGAGGGGAAAGGAGAGGGGGGCGCAGGGAGGAAGGAGGCCCGACUCCUGCAGCAGGUUAAGAGCCCCUUCAAGCAGAAAAUGAUGCCGGGUUUCUGGGUAGGACAGAAGUCGUCCUGCUCGAUAGUUCAGAAGGAGGAGUAA